AUGACGACCGUCACAAAGAGCGUCAUGGCCAUGGCACUAACAACUCUAUACGUGCAGCUCAGCGGGUGUACUUCGGCCUUCCAGCUCACUACCAUCACGACCAGCUUCUUGAACAAGCUAACAACAAUCACUGUCCUCGCAUCUGAUGCUGCAGCCCCAGACUUCUCGGCCUGUCAGCCGCUAGGAUGGGACAGUUAG
This is a messenger RNA of Penicillium subrubescens, 198 nucleotides long. RefSeq lists its product as uncharacterized. Bases 1 to 198 code for a protein of 65 amino acids. The record is from RefSeq and is a predicted model, not a curated record. The transcript has a single exon. NCBI's taxonomy places the organism in Eukaryota, Fungi, Ascomycota, Eurotiomycetes, Eurotiales, Aspergillaceae.